Molecule: messenger RNA, 2684 nt
Organism: Sitodiplosis mosellana (orange wheat blossom midge)
Lineage: Eukaryota; Metazoa; Arthropoda; Insecta; Diptera; Cecidomyiidae
Exons: 3
Coding region: 22-2346 (774 amino acids)
Source: RefSeq, a predicted model, not a curated record
UUCUUUUUUUUUCUCUUACAGAUGGGAUACCAGCGCAAAAAAGCAAAAAAGAAGGGGAAGCCAAUUGCAGUGCUUGGGGACGUGAUUAAGGAGGAUGAAAAAGAAAAGGAUUCCGGCAUAAGAACCAUCAAAACGCAGUUGCGUGCCAUUCUUCGGCCGGAAUACCGUGACUUGUUGAUUGCAGCCAUCACCGACAGAUCAAUGAUGGCAACGAAAAUUUGUGCACUCGCCUCGCAGUUGUUCCUGUUCCGUUGUGAGCGCGCAUUCGAAGACAAUGACAAAGGAUUUUUUGAACAGAAUGGCGAAAAGGUGAUUCGGUCGUGUUUUUUUGGUGUGCUCAAGAAAAAUAUUUACAAGAAGAAGAAAAUGCCGCCGGAAUUUCGUAAAAUGGUGCAGCAGCUCGACGAUAGCCAUCGAGUGGUUUGGCCCAACGCAGACUAUUUCGGCAACGGAAUGAAUGAUUUAAUAGAUCCGUACGUAACGAACGUAAAAAACAACUUGAAGACGCAUAGCAAGAAACGCCUGCGCGAAUGGCUGCGUGUAAAAGUGUUCGAAUCUUCGUUGGUUGUUCGAUACGAACAGGCCGACAUCGACCGUGUGAUUAGUUUGGCAAUUUAUGGCAAUGACGAUAUCACAAUCAAUGGCAUGGAUGAUGUUGCCAAACGUGAGCGGCGUACGUUGUUGAUUGGAAUGGUCACGAAGAACAGUUGGUGGGACAUACCAGACAACAACAUCGGCCUAUUCACAAAUGGGAAGGACUGGUUCAAGAGCAUCGCAUUCUGGAUUUCCCUCCAGCGGAAAAUUGAUGAUUUCAACACCUGCGAGGAAUAUCGUGAAGAACGCCGAUGCCAACGCGAAGAGUUUGAAGAGCUGAAACGAUGCCGACGUCGAAAUCACCGUCCGUGCACUUGCCAGCAGCCAGUUGAUCGAGGCCAAAAUGGAAAUGAGUACAUUGAGAAAGGGCCGCCGAGAGUGAAAAAUCUGGCAGUGAUUCCCAUUUGCAGUUUCACUCGUACCCACUUCACGUUGGACAUUCGAACAUUGUACUUUUUGUUGCGUCAACUUGGAAUCGUACCACUUAACAUCACAGAGGACGAGUUCAGAAAACAAAAGGAGUAUUAUUGGGACCAAUACUUCGAUAUGCGGAAAAUCUAUCAUCUCGGUCGCAGUAGAAAAAAGUUCCGUUUCCGAAUUCUCUCGAAUGGACAGGCCGUAUCGCUACAAUUCGAUAUUGACAAAACGAAAAUGAGCAACAUGGAACCGGACAAAAAGGCCAUUGUUCAAAACUACAAGAAGUUUGUCAAUGAAGGUGCAACUGAUCCGGGUGUGAAUACGUGGAACGCAACAACGGUACACAACAUCGAAACUGGCAAAGAGACGAACUACACGAUCAGCAGCAAACAGUAUCAUUACUGGACGAAGCAAACGGUUCGAAAUCGACAGGGAAAGCGGUGGACCAAAGACUUUGUCAAGGAAGAGAGGCAGGAUCGUGAAAAUCGUGCGCUCUAUCCGGUGAUGCCAUCGCCAUUGGGUAGGCACUGGCAGAACUACAUUCGGCAUCGACUCAAAAUGACGGAACGUGGCAUUGCCGUGUAUACGACAGACAAAUACACGAGACUCAACUUUGACAAGUAUGUUCGAGCAAACAGUGUGACCGAUAGCAUAGCCGGAAUGUUGACCAACCAUCAGCCAACACUCAUGCAUUUCGGAGCUGCUCAAAUGUCGCCCAGUUCACCCAUCGGCAUCAAAAAGACACUGCGUUGCCCGGGCAAUCGGAAAAUGAUACGAAGCUACAAAAAGUGUCGUGGUUGUAUGGUUAAUAUGGUCGACGAGUAUUACACUUCACAAACAUGCGCCAAGUGCUUUGGCCGUUUUGAUCGACGUACGAAACGACAUCGCUUCAAAGUCUGCCAUGAUUGUCGGCCGAAAUUGGUAGAAGCAAUGCUGCCAUCAAUGAUCGUGUGCAAGGUCAACAAACGAAAGAUGAGGCAAGAGAAGCUGAAACUGUUUUUGCUCGAGAAAGAAGCGGAAGAGGGCAACGGAAAUCCAGCGGUUGGCAAUGAUGUCCCACAUCCAGAUCAACUAAACCCAGAAUUACUCCCAAAAGUGGCAAUCUACCACAAAACAUGGCAUGUAAAUGAGUCUAGUAAAAUCGUGGAAUACGUGAAAUUCAAUUCAGCCGGUGAGAUGGAAGUUGUCGAGCCACGAGUACACAAGACGACAUGGCAUCGCGACAUAGCCGCUGCAAAAUGUAUCCUGAUCAAAGGACACUGUGACUUGUUUGGGGACGAGUUACCCGAAACAUUGCAGAGGCCAUCCAACCAGCGAGCUGCUGUCAACAACUAACCAGCAUCAUGUAUUUCACGCCAUUCACAAUGAAUAAUUUAAAAAUUAAAAUAUAACAUUAUGUUAUUUCCGCUAUGCCUGAUUGUUGUGGUAUAGUAGGCGUACAUACUUAACUAAGGAGGCCAGAAGUACCCAUGUAUGUAAGUAAAUGAUUUGUUUUCCAAUUGAAAUAAGAGUAUUGAAUGUAUUGAUGCUAAUUUUAUGCAAUUUUUUCUCCAUUCAUUCCAUGCACAAUUGGAUCACUAUGACGGUUACUUCUACGGUUAAAUCUAUCCCCGUAUUCAACCUUGGAAAUGUGCCUGGAAUCGGAUGUAUUUGGGUUGAUAAUUGUUAGAUGG